Molecule: messenger RNA, 3421 nt
Organism: Sus scrofa (pig)
Lineage: Eukaryota; Metazoa; Chordata; Mammalia; Artiodactyla; Suidae
Source: RefSeq, a predicted model, not a curated record
GAACUCCCCCACUCCCUUUCUUCCUCUCUCUCUCUUUGUUUUGGCCAUGCCUGUGGCAUGUGGAAGUUUCCCAGGCCAGGGAUUGAACCCGGGCCAUACCAGUGACCCAGGCCGCUGUGGUGACAGUGCCGGAUCCACACGCCACAAGGGAACUCCCCGACUCUUCCCUACCACCUCCUUUUCUGUCUCCAAUCCCAUCUUCCCAUCAUCUCUGGGUCAGUAGCUCUCUUUCUGUCCCUGUCUCUCACUGUCUCUCACCCAUUCUUUUAUCUAUUUCUUUCUCAUUCAUCAACGUUCUUUCCACACCCCUGUCCUUUUUGCUAAGUAUUUCCCUGUGGGUCCCUCCUCCGCCCACCCCCAUACCCAGGUGGAAGUUUUCAGCCAAAUCAAAGGCAGGCAGGCCAGAAGAAGCCGAAAGGGACUCCUUCAGCACAUAGCGGGAGGGAGGCCGAGCGGGGGGAUGUCUGGAAAUCGUUACCCACCCCCUCACCACCCCCAUCCAUCGCCGAGGUGGGCUGAACUGGCAGAGGGAGGAGGUGGCCCAGAGCACUGGGACCCUAUAGAAAAGGGGGAUGUUUCUGGUGGAUUCCCUGAUGUUCUGGGUGACUCCGCCCUUCCUCACACUCUCUUCCUUUAUUUCUGGGUCUCUGUCCCCCUCUUUCUGUCCCCCCCGUCUCUGUCUCCCCUAUCCUUGGGGGGGGGUUCUCUGUAUCUCAAACUCUCUAUACUCUUGAGUUUCUAUUUUUCCCUGCCCUCCCCCUUCCUGCUGUCCUCUUCCUCUAGCCACCACCCCCCCACCCCGACCCCGUCUCGCUUUUUCUCUGAGUUUUUAUGCCUCUUUUGAGGUCUCUGCUCAUUCGUCUCUCAAAGUCCCAGUCCCUCAGUGCCUGGGUCUCUUUCUCUCUAGAGUGAGAUCUAGCCAUCCACAUGCCUGCAGGCCCUGCAAUUGGCUAGGCUCCGUGUGGGCGGGUUCUGUCACCCCGGGCAACGGCAACAACAAGCCGGCUCGUCCUAGGCUCUGGGGCGGGGCUGGGACUAUGGCAGGUCGGACCCUAGCUCUGCGCUAUGGUCCUCCGAGGUCCCCCGUCUCCGAGACCGAGGUGUCUGGAUCCUGGCCCAACUGGCAUCUCACCAGCAGUGGCAUCGCCCACCACUUCAUCCCGCCUGUGCCCUUUCCCCCACCCACUGUGCAGAGCACGGUCACAGAGCCCCUGCCCCCGGCCGCAAAACAGGAUUUGCAUAUCUGGGCUUUCGACGAGGUCAUCAGCAGAUGGGAGACAACCUCGGGCUCAGCUUACACGCCCAAGACCCUCGGCGGGCCCUACGCGCAGCCGAAGGCCCCAGAACCUGCGGACCCCACGCGGGCUGUGGGGAUCAAGGAUUUAGGGGAAAAACUCAGACACCAUGGCUGGCGCCUCCCUCGGAUCACAAAGCACCAGUGCAGUGAGGCCAGGGCGCAGUACACCGGCUGGCCCGGCCUGGACGGGCCUACAACCUUCCAUAUCGGGCCCCAGCCCCCGGAGCUUGCGGACCACCACCGCGGGGGCCCUUCCCAGGCUCUCAUCCCCUGGACGAAGAACCCCGAGCUGAGCGGCCGGCCUUUCGCAGUAUCUGACCAGGGCAUCCUGGACUGCCAUCAGCUCUAUAUGACCACUUCGGCCCGGGACUUCCGAACCUACUCGAAGAAGGAGUUGUCAGGAUACCCUCGCAAGGACUCGCUGACAUACUGGAGCUUGAAGGAGACGCCCCAGGCCUGGGGCCACGGCCCAAAGCAGCCGUCCUAUCCGUAUUCCUCUUGGCCACCCGGGCCGCCGAAAACCCGCGUGCCCCGCGCCCGCCCAGUGAUGCCCGUCGUGCCGCACCGCGGGGCGCAGUCUCUGGCUCAGGAAUCCUACGGCCCCCCGCUGCACCCACUCCGCCGGCUCGACCGUUUCUGCCCGCUGGAGCUCCCUUGGGGAGGCCCCCACUGGAAGCCCGUGUCAGGCAUUUACAGCGUGCCGCAAGCCUACGGCACCGAGAACUCCAACUACGGCAGCUUGAAGCCGGCGCUCGUCUGAGCGGGCGGGGCCGGCCGGGCCCCAUACCCGGCCCCAAGCGGAGGCGGAGCCGAGCCUGGCUCGCCGCUACUGGGGCCACACUGGGCGGGGUCAAGAUCGCGAACCCCGCCCUCCACGUGGGGAGGGGACAGCGUUCGGGACCCGCCCACUGAGCCCCUGGCCCACUCAGUUGCAGGGGCGGGACUGAACCUGGAACCUGUACUCUGGGGCUGUGGGGAUCAGGAGGGCCGCGCCCUCUGCGGCAGAGCUUAUCUUAGUGACUGAGUUAAAUACCCUAAACCACGCUCUUUGCUGGGUUUGGUUCAAGCAUCCGGGCUUUCGAGGGCUUGAGCGCGGGGGAGGUGGGGGUCUGGCCGAAUUCACCGUGGAGGCACGGCGCAUCUGGGCGCGGGUAGACCCCUCACCUCCGGGCACAGAAUCCAAUAAUGAAUACAGGCGCCUCCUAAGAGGUUAGACUCAGCCCAGGACGGGUGGAGCAGGGUAGAGGCUUCAGCCAAUCACCAUUCGAGGGUUGUCAGAGGGGCGCUGCUCCAGCCUCAGCCUCCCUCAGGAUGAGCAGAGGGGGAUCUGCAGAGCAAGGGGCGCAGCUGAGGGCUUUCUAUACCUUAUUUCUUGUGCCCCCAUCGCGAUCUCUUUAGCACCAGUCUGUGAAGUCACCCUCAACUUGGCCGUCUUCUGCUGCUUGGCGAGGGAGCGCUCAGGUGGGCGGAUGGGGUGCAUCGCUGAGCCACUGAUGCACCUCCCUGACCUUGCCUGCUUCUCAGCCCCCGGGGAAGAUUAGUGUCCAGGUUACCCCACUUCCAGUGGCCUUGCCGCCCCCACAGCCUGCAGGUAUAAGACCAGGUAAACACGGCUUGGAGACACCAAGGAUGGAGAUGCUCCAGGGACUGCUGUUGUGGCUGCUGCUGAGCGUGGCCGGGGUGUGGGCAUCCAGGGGGCCACUGCGGCCUCUGUGCCGGCCCAUCAACGCCACCCUGGCUGCUGAGAAUGAGGCUUGCCCUGUCUGCAUCACCUUUACCACCAGCAUCUGUGCCGGCUACUGUCCCAGCAUGGUGCGGGUGCUGCCGGCUGCCCUGCCACCCGUGCCCCAGCCGGUGUGCACCUACCGAGAGCUGAGCUUUGCCUCCAUCCGCCUCCCUGGCUGCCCGCCUGGCGUGGACCCAACGGUCUCCUUCCCCGUGGCUCUCAGCUGUCACUGCGGGCCCUGCCGCCUCAGCAGCUCUGACUGUGGGGGUCCCAGAGCCCAACCCUUGGCCUGUGACCGCCCCCUACUCCCAGGCCUCCUCUUCCUCUAAGGACUCCCGGCCUCAGCCUCCCAGGCCCACAGAUGCUCCCCCCCACCAAUAAAGGCUGCUCCACCUGCA